Betta splendens (Siamese fighting fish) is the source of this 7272-nucleotide messenger RNA. It is a transcript of the gene cep170aa, whose product is annotated as centrosomal protein 170Aa. The transcript is spliced from 23 exons. Bases 263 to 5140 code for a protein of 1625 amino acids. Gene Ontology annotation, molecular function: protein binding. The record is from RefSeq and is a predicted model, not a curated record. Gene Ontology annotation, cellular component: centriole. Lineage: Eukaryota; Metazoa; Chordata; Actinopteri; Anabantiformes; Osphronemidae.
CGCGUGUGUCGGGACGUUCGUCCGCUCGCCUCUUGCGGGAGCAGCGCUCAUUGCUGAGCAACGGUGGGAGGAAAGGGCCGACGCACCGAGUCAGACUGAACCGCAGCGAGGCAGGGCUGGGCUCCACGCACACACACACGCGCACCUUCAACGCACCCCAGAAAGGGAACAGGGAUGGCCUAGCUGUGUUGUCCUGACAGUGCAUCAGCAGUCAGCGACCUGGACCAGAGGUGCGUAUUAGAGGCUACAGCAGGGUGCAGAGAUGAGUGUCACCUCCUGGUUCCUAGUGAGCAGUGGGGGGACUCGCCACAGACUCCCUCGGGAAAUGAUCUUUGUGGGACGUGACGACUGUGAGCUUAUGCUACAGUCUCGCAGUGUGGACAAGCAGCAUGCAGUAAUCAACUAUGAGGCUGGAACUGAUGAACACAAGGUCAAGGACCUGGGCAGCCUGAAUGGGACAUUUGUAAAUGAUGUGCGCAUUCAGGAGCAGAUGUACAUCACUCUGAAGUUGGAGGACAAGUUGAGGUUUGGAUAUGAUACCAACUUGUUUACGGUGGUGAGAGGAGAACUCACUGUGCCUGAGGAAGCUCUGAAGCAUGAAAAGUUCACCAGUGGACUCCAGCUCAGCAAGAAGCCAUCCAGUGGCGAAACGACUGCUGCCGCAAGCAAGUCUCCUACAAAAACCCCGACAAAAACGCUAAAGUCUUCUAGUGGCAGCGCCGUGAGGUCAGGGGAAUGCAGAGCAACAGACGGAGUCGCUUCCUCUAAAGAGACACCAAGUAAACCUGCGGACUCUCAUAAAACAGAGGAGAGGAUAGGAGGGGACCUCACAGCUCUGCCUCGUGGGACCCCUCUAUAUGGACAGCCUUCUUGGUGGGGGGAUGGGGAUGCAGACGACGAGAACUCCUUUAAACAAGAAAGCAAGUCAUCAACCAAAAAACAGGACAGCUCUUUUUCAGAAAGCAAAGAAGCUCGUCGGGCAGAGAAAGCUAAAGAAGACAACCUUCAAGCCUCCGCUACCCAUGAUUCCAGUUACUUUGAGAUUCCUACCAAGGAAGGUCAUAUGGCUAAUAAUGGCAUCCAUGAGAUUCCAACCAAGGACACAGAGGGCAAUUACACUCAUACCACUACAGCUCAAGGUCACGCCUCUUUCACCAUAGAGUUUGACAACACCUCUCCAGGGAAAGUCACCAUUAAAGAUCACGUGUCAAAGUUCACGGCCGACCAUCACAGAUCUCGCUCCAAGAAGAGCGGAGCGGGAAGUGGAGGCACGGGAGGACGAGACCUGAGCACGCUUCAGGCGGCUAUGAUGGCAUCGGAGAGCAAGGUGGCGGACUGGCUGGCCCAUAAUGACCCCACUCUGGUGCGCAGCGAGUCAACAGAGGACGACAGCAAGAGCAUCAAGAGCGAUGUGCCGGUCCAUUUUAAAAGACUGAAAGGCAGUAAGCAUGAGGACGGCACCCAGAGUGACUCUGAGAAUGGCCUGGGCCUGCGCUUUGCCAACCGCCGUAACGCACUCGAGGAGCGUCUAAAAGCGGCACAGAGCCACGUGGAAGCAGGAGGAGCGGCAGGAACAGGAGUUGGGAAUGUGACAGUGAGUGGGACCAGAGCCACAGGUACCCGCACGGCCUUCAUGAUCGAGUUCUAUGACGAGGAAAACCCUCGAAAGCGCCGCUCCUAUUCAUUUUCCCAGACCGCACCACUACUAGGGGGGGGUGCUGGCGGGGAGGGACUGUGCCCUCAGCCUCCCUCUCAUCCCAAAGUGUUCAGCAUUUCCACUUCUGCUACUAUAGCCUCAGAGCCAGGGAAGGUUCCUGCUCCCAUUCCAGCCACAGUGGCUGCAGGUGCCCCCACAGCCGCCCGCGUGCUUCUUAAGCAGAGAUCUGAGGACCCAAGUAUCGGUCGGAGCUCCAUUAGUACUGGGCUGGCGACAGGUAGCCCCACCAGCCCCAGCGAGGACGCCUCCGCCACGGGGAGAGGUCUGGGGACAGCAGGAGGAGAGGCAGAGGACGACCACAGUGAUAAGGGGACCUACACUAUUGAACUGGACAACAAGAACCCAGAGGAAGAGGAAGCCAGGCGCAUGAUAGACAAGGUGUUUGGCGUACAGCAGAACCAGGACUCUGCUUUGUCAGACCUGAAAGGAGUCAGUAAAGCAAAGGAAACAGCAGAGACAGGAAAAGAGACUCAUCCCGUUGACUCGAGCUGGGUCUCAGAGUGGGCGUCUUUAGCUGCCAAUCACACUAGGACAGAUCCAGAAGGAUCAGGAGCAGAGACAGCUGCGUUCCUACAUAAAGAGAGAAGAGCUGAUGCCUUUGAGUCUGGUACAUCCCUCAGCAGAGGUGAAUCCUACCCCAGUCUGACUGACCGUAAGCGCAGGACCCUCCCCCAGCUUCCUGUAGAUGACCCUCGGGCUAAAUCCAAAGCUCUGAGGUCUGAGAUUGGAGAAAAACAGGACACCGAACCCCAGGAAAAGGAGAACAAGGGAGACGGAGAGUGCCCGUCUCCAAUGGAUGACGGUGAUAUGACUAGUAAGCAGAAGCAAAGCUCCACCUCCUCCCCAUCCAAGACCCCUCUCCAAAGCUCUGUCAGCUCUGAGCGACGGAAGAGGUCUGAGGAGAGGAAAGGAGGACCGGGAGAGGGAGAAAAGUCUGGGAAGCCUCUAGUGCGUCAGGGCAGCUUCACUAUUGAGAAGCCCAGUGCUAAUGUCCCUGCAGAACUCAUUCCUCGCAUCAACAGAGGGAGCAAUGGGCGUGAACGCAGCGACUCCGUGGGCAGCAUGGAUACUGCUACCCUCCUGAAGGACACGGAAGCUGUCAUGGCCUUCCUGGAGGCCAAACUGAGAGAUGAAAACAAAUUGGACCAGAAAAGUAGUAAAACUGGCAAAACUAUUCAGGCUUCAGGUUCUGGCUUUCCACUUCGGACCGGUUCUAUUUCACCUGAAUCAGACGUGGACACAGCCAGCACCGCUAGCCAUGCAGCAGGAGAGGCAGACAGAAAAGCAGCAGCGGGUGGUGUGCAGAAACGCCGCUCCCUCAGCAGCAUGCACCGGGAGAAGAGCAACAUGAGCACAGCUUCGAAGGCCAGCGUCACCAACCCCACUGCCCGUGAACGCUUGGAGAGAAAGGCCAAAACCAAACCCGUGGAGACGACGAACCGCACGGACGCACGCCGCUCUGUGCAGCCGUCCUCUUCCAGAGCACGUCAGCCAUCGCUGGACCUCACUGAUGAUGACCACACUUCUUCAUUCCCCAUCUCUGACAUCCUCUCCUCAGACCAGGAGACCUACUCUGGACCUUUGGGCCACUCAACACAUGGACGCCCAGAUGAUGUCCUUCAUUCCAAACCUGAGAGCAGGUCUGCUAAAGCCUCCACCAGUGGUACGUCCAAACCCAGUCGCAACCUUCAGGCAGCCACCGCAUCCUCCCUGAACAAGCAAGCGGCACUACCCCAGCCGCGGCCCACGAGAGCGUCGCUUCUCCGUCGGGCCCGACUGGGGGAUACGUCUGAUACAGAUCUGGCUGAUGCAGACAGGGUGUCUGUGGCCUCUGAGGUGUCCACCACCAGCUCCACCUCUAAGCCCCCGUCUGGGCGUAAGGGGCUGUCACGGCUGGACUUGCUGGCUCAGCCGCGCAGGAACCGUCUGGGCUCCAUAUCAGCUCGUAGUGACUCAGAGUGUACGGUGACUCGGAGCUCCACCUCCUCCCAGCGCCUGUCAGCUGAGACUGCUCUGCGUCUGGGGUUGCGCUCAUCAACGCCCACAGAAAACAGGCUGACUCCCAGGAUGAGGGCCAACAGCGUUUCUAAACUGAACGAAACUAAGGCUAAGACCACAACAUAUGGAUACUGUUCACCCACAGAGAGCUCUCUGCCUGAACCUGAGGGCGGUGACGCACAGGAAGAGCUGAUGGUGUCCAGCAGCAGCAGGUGGAGACGUCUGCCGCCAGAGUACGGCUCCACCUCAGAGGAAGAGUUUGGCUCCAACCGUAACUCCCCAAAGCACGGAGGACGCUCCAACGCACGGCCUCAUCACCUCCUACCGCACCGCAGCUCCAGGCUCGGCAGCACCACCGGUCCAGGCACGGCCAUAGUGACAGGUUCAGGUGGAGCGGGGAUCAAACAUCGCAUGAAGGAGCAGGAGGAGUACAUCAGGGACUGGACGGCACACAGCGAGGAAAUAGCCAGGUUAUUCCCCUGUGUGCGCAGGAUCAGCCAGGACCUGGCUAAGGACUUGGCCAUCUUGGCCCGUGAGAUCCACGACGUGGCUGGUGAGAUCGACUCGGUCAGCUCCUCUGGUACGGCACCCAGCACUACCGUCAGCACCGCUGCCACCACACCAGGAUCGGCCAUUGACACCCGGGAAGAGGUAGGCCCUGCACCUCCCACGCAGCCGGACAUACAGGAGAGCAUGAGAAAGUUGGUUGAUCGGGUGUUUGAUGAGAGCCUCAACUUCAGGAAAAUCCCACCUGUGAUUUCAACCAGCAAAGCACCAGAAAUCAACGGUAAGCCUGUGGAGCUGCGGCCUCGUGCUCCCGACAGUCUGGAGCCUCGCGCUUUGAGAAGACGCACCUGGAACCGAGAGGAGGCGGUGCUGGACAGCCUGCUGCUCCAUUCAGUUUCUCAGCUGUCCACGAAGAUCAGGCACUCUAUUGACAAAACAGCAGGAAAAAUCAGGAUUUUGUUCAAGGAUAAGGAAAGAAACUGGGAUGAAAUAGAGCACAAACUGCGAUCAGAGAGUGACAUACCACUUUUGAAAACCUCCAACAAGGAGAUUUCAUCGAUUCUACUUGAACUGAAGCGAGUUGAGAAACAGCUUCAAGUGAUAAAUGUCAUGGUAGAUCCAGAUGGGACUCUGGACGCCCUGGCCAGCCUUGGACUGAGCAGCCCCACCACUCCCACCAAGCCUCAGAGCACCAAACCAAGUUCACCCUCUGCCACCAGCCCAGUGUCUGUGCCCCCAGCCAAAGAACUGCUGCCGGAGAUCCUUCCUGGUCCUGGAGUAGCCAGCUCCAGGCUUCAAGCUUCCUCUGCCAGCACAGAGGAGACAGUACGACAUGCCAGCAUCGGGUUAGCUGGAGUCGGAGGUCUACCCUUCAGCCGCCUGCGGCCAAGCGGAGAGGAGGCCAUUGCACAAAAGUAGACAUCAGCUUCUUAAAACUGAAACAGUACAGUUGCCAUUCUGCUGAUUAUAACAGUCCAAGAAUAUGGAGUUAAUAUAAAUACCAUUUAGCAAAAGCUUUUACUACAUAUGGUUGGAAAUAAAGUGUUUUCAGCUGACCUUUGAACUCCAAAGGCUUAACCAAUAAUGGUGCAUCUUGGAUGAAACACAAACUGACCCAUGAAUGAUCUGGAUUAUGAGAUUUUUAAAUUCUUCUUUUAAUGCUUACUGGACAAUAUGAUUUCCUAACGGACUAAAUGCAACCUGGCUGCUGUCUCAGUGGACAGCUCUGUCUCCAGUCUUCUCCUUAUGCCUUCUCCAUGUGUCUGGACCCGACCUACAGUACGGACAUGCCUUAAAACACAUCCUUGAUAGUAGCAGAUUGAACCCACCUGCCCCUUCAAAUAAUAUACAGAAAGACACUAUACAAUUUACAAGACAUAUACAGAAUGCAUUGUAGAACAACACUCACAGCAGAGAUUUUUAUUUACAUUAUGAUGAAACACUGCAAUAAUUUAUUAGUUGUUGCUUGGUGCAAAGAAUAUUUAGCAGCCUUAAGUAACUAUCCUGACAAACUACGGUCGCGAAAAUACAAAUUAAGGAGAAAUGCAGUUUUAGACAUCUGAUUUCAUACCUGUCUGUCCACUGAACCUUGUGCAGUGCCUCCCCAUUUCUGUGCUCAGCCUUUUUAUACCCAUAAUGUUUUACUCUUUCCCUUCUCCUCUCUCCUAAAAGUUGGAAAACGUCUUACAGGGAGGGGACUGACUUUUGUAGCAUGUACAGGAUGGAGCUUUUUUUCUGCAAGUUCUUAUCUGUGUCAACUGUUAAAGCUAAAUGGAAGUUUAACAGCAUUGGAAAUUUUCAUAUUAUUCACCUACCAAAGUUCAAAUUCAAAGUUCUAUUCAGCUUGAACUUUGCCUGCUGUCCAAAAGCUGAUAUAGCCGUUUUGUAUAGUUUUCAUGGUGCUCUGCUUCAUUCUUAAGCAGUUUAUCUUUUUCUCUGAAUGUCAACAGAUCAAAGAUGCAGAAAUCAUAUUAUUUGUGCAGAAACAAUAAUCAUUGCUGCUAUAUAAUUUUGGCCCAUGUGACAUGGCCUGUGAGGAUUAGGCGCUUAUCUUUUUGCUAAAGUGUCCUACAGUAUAAUUUGCUAUUUUUGUUCCCACAUCACACAUAAUGUGGCUUCUUUUUAAACUUAAAUUACAAUAUUUUAUAUUUAAAUAAUAUCUGCAUGAAUUGGAUUCAAUUAAUGUGAUGCCAAAAAGUCCUGGGCAGAUUACAAGAAGGCCUUUUGCAGUUUAAAUUGUGACCUUCACCAGUGAGUAGGAAAUAUCAAGUAUUGGACAUUUUACUAGUACUUACAGCUUCAUAUCAAUGUAUAUACAGAAGGUGCUUAAUUCAAUUUCCACUGAGGGAAGUUCCAGCAGACUGACACGGUAAAAUAGCAGCCAGCCUACCUAUAUAAUUAACCUCUUUCUCAUAGAUUUUGCUGCUUUCCUUUGUACCUUAAGGGAAAUACCCAUUUUCUAACUCUCUUCAGCUUGUAGUCUGUGUUCUAGAGUCAGAUGACUUUAAGGCAGUGUGUUAGUACUUAGACACUUUUUGCAAUAGUGAGUUUAGGUACCAGAAUGCAUCUUUUUCUUCUCUCUCUACUGUACAAAGUUGUUUAAUGCCUCCAAGUGCCCAUUUUGAAUAUAGAAGGGCAUUAAGUAAAAAGUAAUGUAGCUGUCUAAAUAAUUUCUCUUAUUUUGCACAUCAGACUGUGGUGUUUUUGUUUUUAUACAGUAGUCAAGACAGUGACGACUUCAUCAAUUGUCACCUUUUGUCUAAGAAUGAAAUCACUGCCUCUGCUACUCUGUACAAAUGAAGCUUCUAAUUGUGUUCAUUGUUUUACUUCCCCCUUUUUAUCAGGAAAAAAAACAUUUUGGGGACUGUGAAUGUUAGGUACAUGUUUAUUUUUAGGAUUCCAUGUGUCCUCUUAUCAGUGAUCUUUCCCUGUUAUUUUUGUAAAGAAAACGCCAUUUUAUUUAUUUGUUUAAUAUUUUGUGGACAUUUCAUGUAUUUUAUUUGUUCAACUGUCUGCAUUGUUUCUUACUGUUAAUAAAACAGAGCCAUCCA